Canariomyces notabilis is the source of this 1295-nucleotide messenger RNA. Its product is annotated as ras-domain-containing protein. Gene Ontology annotation, biological process: vesicle-mediated transport. The transcript has 5 exons. Bases 217 to 849 code for a protein of 210 amino acids. Gene Ontology annotation, molecular function: GTPase activity; GTP binding. NCBI's taxonomy places the organism in Eukaryota, Fungi, Ascomycota, Sordariomycetes, Sordariales, Chaetomiaceae. The record is from RefSeq and is a predicted model, not a curated record.
GUGCCAAAGCCGACACUACUCAACACCGUCACAAAGGAACCGCAACUUUCGAGGCAUCUUUUGGCUCCAGUCUUGAACUCUAUUUCGGAGGGUUUUGUGUCGGUAUCUGGAAACCCAAGGUUCUGCGGCGCCAGCUCUGUCUUGUGCUUUACACCCUCGCGGGCUCCCUGGGCGCCCUUGAUCCCGAUCCCAACGAUCCGGAUACAACCCACCAUCAUGGCACAAGCAGGAGCUGGCGGGUCAUACAACAACCCGCUGAAGAAGUUCAAACUGGUUUUCCUAGGGGAACAGAGCGUGGGCAAGACAUCGCUCAUCACACGCUUCAUGUACGACUCGUUCGACAACAUGUACCAAGCCACGAUUGGCAUCGACUUUCUCUCAAAGACGAUGUAUCUCGAAGACCGAACAGUGCGGUUACAACUCUGGGACACUGCCGGCCAGGAACGAUUUAGGAGCUUGAUUCCAUCUUACAUUCGGGAUUCGAGCGUGGCAGUGGUGGUAUACGACAUAUCAAAUUUGAAGAGCUUCGAAAACACCAGGAAAUGGAUCGACGAUGUGCGAGCCGAGCGAGGAAACGACGUCAUUAUCGUGUUAGUGGGCAACAAGACGGACCUGAACGACAAGCGUGAGGUGACGACACAGCAGGGCGAAGAGGAGGCCAAGAGGAACAACCUCAUGUUUGUCGAGACGAGCGCCAAGCUGGGCCACAACGUAAAAACGCUCUUCAAGAGGAUAGCACAGGCGUUGCCGGGGAUGGAGGGUGCCGAUGCCGCCGCACAGGCGUCCAGUCAGAUGAUCGACGUCAAGACGACUCCCAGCCCGCCACAACAGGAGGGCUGCGCAUGCUAGAUGUGCAGCGUCGCAUCGCUUGAGUUGAAGGUUCGGUUGACGGAUAUGUACACCCGCUGAGAAUGUGCUCACACGCCAGGGAAAUAGAGCCGAGUGGUUUAUGGUGAUUUUGAUCGGCUCAUAGCGUUUACAACACUGCAAUCUAAUAAUAUUUAUUCAUGAGGCCUGGGUUUGAAUCGAUAACCAUGGUAUCGCCUGUUAUUCCCCUGCAACUUUUGUGUAAGAAGAUCGAAAGUUAUCAUUGGUCUAUUACCACUGGUCCCCGCUCACAUCACCCGGUCGAUAUUCUAAGCCCGUUGGUAUGAUGAAGCCGGGAGUACCUGAAUGUGUAGAUAAUCAGAUAACUUAUGACCCAGACGCUUCGCGUAACGCCCAUUCGAUAGGUAGCCGAACCAAGCACCCCAUAAUGCCAGGCGUGUGGGCACCAUGCGUCUUGGAAUACCGAA